Oncorhynchus kisutch (coho salmon) is the source of this 1056-nucleotide messenger RNA. RefSeq names its product extensin-like. The record is from RefSeq and is a predicted model, not a curated record. The transcript has 2 exons. Lineage: Eukaryota; Metazoa; Chordata; Actinopteri; Salmoniformes; Salmonidae. Bases 1 to 1056 code for a protein of 351 amino acids.
AUGGUAAUCAUGUUCUGGGACCCCCCAACACAUCUCGAACCCCCCAACACACCCCCACCACAUCCCGGACCCCCAACACACCCCCACCACAUCCUGGACCCUCCAACACCCCCCCACCACAUCCUGGACCCUCAACACACCCCCACCACAUCCCGGACCCCCAACACACCCCCACCACAUCCUGGACCCCCAACACACCCCCACCACAUCCCGGACCCCAACACACCCCCACCACAUCCUGGACCCCCAACACACCCCCACCACAUCCCGGACCCCCAACACACCCCCACCACAUCCUGGACCCUCCAACACCCCCCCCCACCACAUCCUGGACCCUCAACACACCCCCACCACAUCCCGGACCCCCAACACACCCCCACCACAUCCUGGACCCCCAACACACCCCCACCACAUCCUGGACCCCCAACACAUCCCCACCACAUCCUGGACCCCGAACACACCCCCACCACAUCCUGGACCCCUAACACAACCCCGGAACCCCCCGGACCCCCAACACACCCCCACCACAUCCCGGACCCCCAACACACCCCCAACACAUCCCGGACCCCUAACACACCCCCACCACAUCCUGGACCCUCAACACACCCCCACCACAUCCUGGACCCCCAACACACCCCCACCACAUCCUGGACCCCCAACACACCCCCACCACAUCCCGGACCCCAACACACCCCCACCACAUCCUGGACCCCCAACACACCCCCACCACAUCCCGGACCCCCAACACACCCCCACCACAUCCUGGACCCUCCAACACCCCCCCACCACAUCCUGGACCCUCAACACACCCCCACCACAUCCCGGACCCCCAACACACCCCCACCACAUCCUGGACCCCCAACACACCCCCACCACAUCCUGGACCCCCAACACAUCCCCACCACAUCCUGGACCCCGAACACACCCCCACCACAUCCUGGACCCCUAACACAACCCCGGAACCCCCAACACACCCCCACCACAUCCCGGACCCCCAACACACCCCCACCACAUCCCGGACCCCCAACACACCCCCAACACAUCCCGGACCCCUAA